AUGCUUAUGAAUGUAAUAAAUCUAAGAGCCCCUACAUCUGAUAAAACCGAUUCGAUUUCUUUGACAAACGACCAAAAAGUAACAUCAUAUUCUAAUCAGUCAGAUGAUAUUUUAUUUGUGGAAUCUCAUCUUGUUAAUCGUGGUUCGGUGAAACAUAAAAAAUCCAAGAGCACUAAAAGAAAACAUAAAAAAUCACACAAAAAACGACAUAAGAAGGAUAAGAAAAUUUCUCGUAAAACAUCAAUCUCUUCUUCUGGCUCUUCGAACUCAAGUUCUUCUGAUAGUUGUGAUUAAUAUUUCACCAUUGUCCAAUUUGUAUAUAAGUGACUUUUUUUUGAUGAUACGUUUUUUACCACGUUUGGCUCCCACUGUUACUACUGCUACAACAACAACAACAACAACUACUACUCCUACUGUCAUCACAAUAUUUUCUUGGUAAUCUUCGCUUUCUUUUUCUGGGCAUAGAAAAUUCUGGCUAUCUUUCUGCGCCCACAUAAUAAACUUGUGUAUAUUCCUCUUGAAACAAACACUUUUAUCUUUAAUUCAAUUUUCGUUCAUUAUUUUGCACCGGAAGAUUUAUACAGUUUUUUUUGGUUUUGGUUACACCGCUUGUAUAUGUGUAUAGAGAUGAGAUUUUGGCUAGUGAAAUGAUAGAUGAUUUUAUACUAAGUGGAUAAAGAAAAGAGAUAGUUUUAUUCGUCAAAACCAAUAUAUAUUCUAGUUUGUGCAAUUUUUUUAUUGUGUGUUUUUCCUAAUGUCCAUUCUUCUCUACCGCAUUACUCUGGAUGAAUAAC
Molecule: messenger RNA, 794 nt
Organism: Schistosoma turkestanicum
Lineage: Eukaryota; Metazoa; Platyhelminthes; Trematoda; Strigeidida; Schistosomatidae
Source: the annotation of a GenBank genome assembly